AGAAUAAUUUACAAUUGAUAGUGAGGCAAGCGGCCCAAUCAUGGGAUUGUAAACUUUUUAAACUUCCUGAUUCAGUGAAUGGACUUUAGAGGGGAAUUCGGUUUCCAUGAGUAGUGUCAUCAACUCAUUCAUUUAAAUUUAAUACAACAAAGAACAAUGUAACCCGAAUAACAAUGGGGAAAGUAUGGACUAUUGUUUGCAACGUUGUUAUUUUGUCGUUUAUGUUGCAAGUGCUAAUUGAAUGUGAAUCGGAAUCUAAAAACUCGGUUGGCCAAUGUGAAACCCGUGAAAAUGGGACAUGCUGCCUCUGCCCAGAUGUGGAAACAUGCAAAUGCAAUGACGGCUACUUAAGGAUAAAUGAAACCAAGUGUCAACAAAUCAUGACAACAACACCAGCAACAGUGACAACACUCACAACAGCAGCAUCACCAUCCAAGGACAAUGCAACUAACAACAUAUCAGAAUACAUUUAUUGUAUUAAAGAGUGUCCAACACAUUCAUUUUAUGACAAGAACAAAUUGACAUGUGUAGAAUGUGACCAAUCGUGCAUAGAUUGCAAUGGAACAGGUCCAUUAGGGUGCAUUCAAUGUAAAUAUGAAUUCAACGAAACAUGUCAUUCGGCAUGUCCAAAUGGAACUGUUGAAAUAAAAAAUUCUUCAUGUCCAAAUGGGACUGAUGAAAUCUGUGGGUCAACGUGCAGUAGGCCUAAAUCAAAUGAUGAGGAAGUCAACUAUCAGACCAUUAUAAUAGGAGUCUGUGCUGGCGGUGGCGGGCUGCUUGCCAUUCUGGUAGUGAUCCUUGCUGUGUUCUGUUGUCGUAGAAAGAAAGUGUGUUGCUUCCAGGAUGUGGCUAGAAAAGUCAAUAUUAGAGACAAAAGGACAAAGCCGCAAAGGACAGCUAUGAGUGAAAUCAAUGAGGCUAGACAAGGAUUGCAGGAGCCAAAACCUGGCACUCCUAAGCCCAACACCUUGGGACGUCCCAACUACGAGAACACCACAAACACCUUGCCAACAACACGGGACAUUCAGCAUGGUCAUGACAACGUUACCCGCUACACAGCUGAUCCUACCAAGAACCUCGUUGUCCCAAAAAAUUCGGUCACAGGUUUAGACGAGGAUGAAAUCUACGAAAAUAACGAGGUGGCUGAGUUACAGAAACUGGAGGACACAUCAAAUAUGGACAUUCAUGAAAUAGAGGAAAAGAUCAAAGAACGUAAGACAGUGGCCAAGCUGGGGACUGCUCCUCCCCCUCCUCAAUUAAGCAAAGGAGAGUCAAAGAAACCCAAAGCAAAAGAGAGCAAACCUAUUGUUGCUGCGAAAGUUGACGAGGACGAGCCUGAAGAUUAUGAACAGAUGAACAGCAAAAUUGAUGCACCAAUACUUCCUGGGACCAAACAUUUGGCUGAAGAGUAUACGCCAUAUGAAAACGUUGCUUUCCAAAAUAAAACAAAAGAGAGCACUGUUAAACUUGUUAAAAGUGGUGCAAAGUCUAUUGCAAGCCCAGCAACAACAAAAACUGGUUCUAAGCCUAUUGCAGGCGCAGGAGCAAGAAAAGCUAUGGUUAGACCUCCAACAACAAAUGCUGGUGGUGCUGCUGCUAAGGUUGAGAUUGCCCUGAAAGCUGACAAAGAACUAAGUGACUCUGUCGAAGAGGAUUAUGAAAAUGCUGAGGUGGAGAAAGGAAAAGUAAUAGGUGCAAAUCCUAUUGCAAAUACUGCAACAACAAAAACUGGUUCUAAGCCUAUCGCAGGCGCAGGAGCAAGAAAAGUUGGCACUAAACCUAUGUUAAGAAUUCCAACAACAAAUGCUGGUGGUGCUGCCUCUAAGGUUGAGAUUGACCUGAAAGCUGGCAAUGAAUUAAGUGACUCUGUCGAAGAGGAUUAUGAAAAUGCUGAGAUAGAGAAAGGAAAUGUAAUAGGUAAGGCUGAAAGAAGAGUUCACAAGGGAGAGAAAUCUGCCAAAGGAGAUUCAACAGUGGAUGCAGAUGGUAAAGCUGAUUUGGAGGACUAUGAAAAUACAAAAGACUUGAAACGAAAAGAUGACGAGGAAGACUAUGAAAAUGCUCCGAAAAAAAAAGGAAAAUAAUAGGUGAAAGCUUAGUUUAUAUGUGUGGAGGGUAACCUUAAACAGUGGAUCGACAUGAUGUGUGAGUUGUGACUGACUAUUCAGUGCAACAAAAGUAACCAUGACCAAUUUAUAUCACAUUAAUGAAUAUAUAAACAGGUAUCAUACACAUGUUUAAGGGAAAUUGAGCUUAUUGCUGUGAUUCAUAGCUAAAAGCUGCUGAAUGCUAUUUGAUUGCUCUACUGCUGAUUCAUAGCUCUAAAAGGCAUUUCAUAGUUCUGCUGUAUAUUUAUGUUGUGCGUUUAACCUUUAGAACCAAAUGAAGUGAUGCAGUUUUGUAUGAAUAAUAGUAGAAUAAGAACAGACAACAAGUCUGAAAAGAAGUGUAUUUCUUUGAAUUUUCAAUUUUGUUUAAGGUGUUGCUAUGGAAACCAAAUGCAUCAUCAGCCCUUCACUUGCAGUAAGAGUAAUCCAGAAGCCAAAUUCCAUUUAGAUUUUCUUAAAUUUUAAUUGUAUAAACAUAUUUUAAAUUGAUAUGUACAUGUUUUGGCUACGUUUUUAUGCCCCCGAAGGAAGGCAUAUAGUAAUCAGACCGUCCGUCCGUCUGUCCGUCCUUCUGUCACACUUGCGUUUAGGUUUCGCGUAUAGGUUUCAAAAAAUGCUAAUAACUUCUAUGUCCCUUCACAUACAAGUAGCAACUUGAUAUUUGGCAUGCAUGUGUAUCUCAUGGAGCUGCACAAUUUGAGUGGUGAAAGGUCAAGGUCAUUCUUCAAGGUCAAAUGUCCCAAAAAAAUGUAUUAAAGGGGCGCAGUAGGGGGCAUUGUGUUUCUGACAAACACAUCUCUUGUUUUAUAUUAUUUUCUUAUGAUUGACAAAAUGUAAUUAGCAAACCUUCUAACUAGCAGAUGGUAACACAAAUUGUUCUUUCUGAUAAUGUUUCAGGUGUUUGAUUUUGAUCCUAUUAGUUGAUAAGUGCUAUUCUGUGCCAUAUUAGCUUGUUAAGAAUGUUGAUUAAUUUUGCUGUGCAUUUUUCACCAUUUUGGGAAUGGGGCCAUGUCACUUUGGAUUGGGGAAAAAUGCGGCGUUUUAACUAAAAUUGGGAAAGUAGUGUUGUUGUUGUUUUGCUAACAAAUGCUUCAAAACUAAGAUUAUAAGUGUUUUCAAUAUUAAAUUAAGUAAGUUUCAACUUAGAGAGCUGGAUUGGAGAGGAAAUAAAAUUUAAUGUUGAUAUCUAAACCUUAAAUUGGGAAUUUUUUGGUCCCAUUUGGGAAAAUAUAUGCUGGCCCCAAAAAUGUGCAUGAAAAAAAGACAUACUUACCGUGUAUACCUGUGAAUCACGGCUAUUGCAGUUACUUAUACACAGGGGUUUUUUACCUUAUAUAACAGACGCCGAAUAUCGGCGUCUUCCCCCACCAAACUAGGCUGUUUUUCCCCCUUUCCGGUCCAAAAAAUUCCCCCUAAAAAAUUUUUUUUUUUUUUAAUAGAAAGAUGUGUCUCAUGAUUAUAAUAUCUCAAUUCUAUUUUAAUUUAAUCUUGCUAAACGUACUAAAUUAUAAAAAAAAGCAAUCAAUAUAGUCCAAACAUGUACAAAUGUUAUAAUGAGAGAGUAAGUAUUUUCCCCCCAAAGUAGAAAAUCGUGCGUAAAAUUUCCCCCACAUAAGGGCUAAAGGCCCCAUCCCCCACAACCCCCCAAAAAACCUGCCUAAAAUCAGAGUAGAUGAGUUAUAGACAUUUGAUUAAACAGUUUUUAUUUUUCACCCAAAUAUGUCUCUUUUGCACUCUAUUUUCCCCUUUCACCCAGUGUCCAGCGUCUUCCCCUUUCCCUAAAAAAAAACCCUGAUACAUGUAUUAUUCAUGCAAACAAACUUGUAGAGGGAUAAUGUUAGAGUCACUCUGUCAAUAGAUUUGUUGCUCAGAUGGUUGGUUGGUCUGCUAGUCAUUCCUCUGAAAAUAAUUUCAGUUUGGGGAGAAUUUUUGUUUAUUGAAUAUCAUAAAAUAAUGUGAUGCAAGCAUUAUAUAAAUGUUAUUUUGUCUUAGCCCCUAGUAUAAGUCAGGAUCAAAAGAAGGUUAAACUAACAGUGAUAAAACAACUCUAUUGCAGUGAUGAGUGUGAGUCAAACAGUAUUAUACUGCAAAGAAACAGAAAUAUACUGAUUUAUUUCAGAUUAAACCUUUCAUACAUUUAUUAUUUUUGAAUGCUGAUAACUCAUUAUUAUAACAUUAUUUAAAAAAAAAUGUUUAUGUCCAUAUUUAAAAAAAUUUUUUUUUUGUUUUUGUGCCAAAAGUUGAACAAAUGUUGAUUUGUUGAUUUAUACAAAUUUUAAUUUGUUACUAAGCUGCUGAAUAACCUUUUUUUGUUAGUUUUUUCCCCAAUUUAAAAUCUAAUAAUUACCAUCUCUUGUUAAGAGAUUUACUUUGUUUGCAUAUUUUUUUUUAUGCCUAAGCUUCAAAGUUGUAUUUUGAUAUAAAAUUCCUUAUUUCACUUUCGGGUUAUUUUCAGUGGUGAACAAGGCUGACCUUAAUAAAUUGUUUGUUUGGAGUUACCCGACAGACUCACUAAAAUCCCCCUGACUGAUAUGUUUGUUAGCCUUCCAAGAGUUGUUUUUUUAGUUCACGAAAACCAGCCAGUGUUCAUAAGAACACUAGAAGAAAUGACAUAGAAGAAAUGACAACAUGUACAUCAGUGUUAAACCUGAAAAAUAAAUGUUCAUUAGAUAUUAGUUUGCCUUUUAAUCAUGUACAAGAUGUCCUUAAAUACACCAAGUACCAUAUAGGGUUUCUCAUCUUUGUAUUAUUUUAUACCAUAUAGCAAAAACAAAAAAAAAUAUUACUACCUACCUACCCACCUUAAAAAAUUUGGGUCGGGUUAAACUCCCAACAAACAAUUUGUUAAGGUCAGCCCAAUGUCAAAAUAUAAUGACACUUUUGGAUUGAAUUUCUCUUGACUUAAAUUACAGAAACAGUAAACUGAGCCCAUAAUGACAUUUUAUCUCUGAAUAUAGUGUGUUUUGUAACCUGUUAACCUCUGAAGGACGUUUAUCAUGAUAAAUAACACUGGUUAUCUGUAAACCUUUCCUGAAUGUUUUAAUAAUCCUUGUUGAGUAAUAAAUCUUUAAAAUAAAAAGUGAUAGAAUGAAGUUGACCUUAGAUUGACUUAAAAUCAAUGUUGUCUUCAUUAAUAUACUGCAUUAACCAUACAGUUUCAUUAAUUUGUUCUCCAUUGAUUUUAAGUGUAUUAAUGCAAUAUAACAUGCAAUCUCAUUAAAAGAUGCAUAAUUAUUUCAGUUAAUAUUAUUGCCUUUAUAUUGUAAGGUUGAAUGAUUAGAAUAGAAUUUUUGUUUUUAAACAACAUGCAAGUGGAAAGGCAUUGUGUUUCCUAUAUAUCGCUCUUUAUUUUACAGAUAAUGCAAGUUUAGUUGCUUCAUUUUAUUAUACAUGUACAUGUAUAAACAUUAUUUUAAAGUGGCAUAUACAAUACCAACAAAAAUGUUGACAAUGUGUUCUCUUUAUGUCUGAUUUGUUCAUGAUAUUUAAUUAAUGUCGUCAAUGUAAGGUUCGUUAAACUUUCAUUCAACAUUUCAAUAGCAUAUCUUUGUUACUUGACAUAUUUGAAAACGUAUUUAAAAUGACAAAAUAUGUUGAAAACUAUGAGAUAUUUAAUUUUAUCAAUGGAUACAAUGCAUGGGACUGAAUUGAAUUAAAUGUUCCUUUUUUCAAUAUCCGAUAAAAAGGACAAAUUUAUUAAUGGGAUAUUCUUAUAUUAUUUAUACUCCCGAUAUUACUGGUUUCUGAAAUGCUGCAUUAGAUAAUAGGCUGUUGUUAAAUUAUUGUUUAACCCUUUGCAUGCUGGGAAAUUUGUCGUCUGCCUAAAAUGUCGUCUG
This is a messenger RNA of Dreissena polymorpha, 5944 nucleotides long. RefSeq lists its product as uncharacterized. The record is from RefSeq and is a predicted model, not a curated record. Lineage: Eukaryota; Metazoa; Mollusca; Bivalvia; Myida; Dreissenidae. Bases 174 to 2084 code for a protein of 636 amino acids. The transcript has 5 exons.